GUCUGCGGCUUUAACUAGAUGGCUCCCAAGGGCAGUGGGGAUGGUUCACAGUCUGGAGGAGAGAGGGCGGCAGUCCGAGAAGGAGGCUAAGAGGCCACCCCCAGCCCGGGGCAGCCCAGCACCCGAGUCUGCAGCCUGGGGUGGGGAGGGGAGGUGCCGCUCCCGGGGCCGGAGAGAAGGGGGUGGCUCCUCCCCGCCCCCGCCGCGGUGGGUCGGGGCGCGGGGCCGGGCUGCGCGGGAGCCGCAGCCUUUUCCGGGGGGCGGUCCGGAGGCGCUAGCGCACGGCUCCUGCCCCGACAGGUGCGCGCCGCGCGCAGGAAUGCGGUCUGCCUGACUCAUCAGCUCCUCCUUCCUACCUGCCGCCCAGCCCAUAAAGCGGUCCCCUUCCCGCCGCCGCCCGCCCUCCCUGCAGUCCGUCCUCUGGACAGUCCCGGCUCGCCCGCGCGCCGCCUCCGGAGCCGCCGAGCGGAGCCCAGCGCGGGGAGGGCGCGAGUCAGCCCCAAGGAGGAAGAGGAUGGCAGGGCCGCAUCCCAGCUGGUGGACCAGGCUGUUGCUGGCAGCCCUGCUGAGCGCCAGCUUCCCCGGGGACAUGGCGAACCGCUGCAAGAAGGCCCAGGUGAAGAGCUGCACGGAGUGCAUCCGCGUGGACAGGGACUGCGCCUACUGCACGGACGAGAUGUUCAAGGAACGGCGCUGCAACACCCAGGCAGAGCUGCUGGCUGCGGGCUGCCGGCAGGAGAGCAUGGUGGUCAUGGAGAGCAGCUUCGAGAUCACAGAGGAAACGCAGAUCGACACCACUCUGCACCGUAGCCAGGUGUCCCCCCAGGGGCUGCGGGUGCGGCUGCGGCCGGGAGAGGAGCGGCACUUUGAGAUGCAGGUGUUUGAGCCCCUGGAGAGCCCCAUGGACCUGUAUAUCCUCAUGGACUUCUCCAACUCCAUGUCUGACGAUCUGGACAACCUCAAGAAGAUGGGGCAGGAUCUGGCCCAGGUCCUGAGGCAGCUCACCAGCGACUACAUGAUUGGAUUUGGCAAGUUCGUGGACAAAGUUAGCGUCCCUCAGACAGACAUGAGGCCCGAGAAGCUGAAGGAGCCCUGGCCCAACAGUGACGCCCCCUUCUCCUUCAAAAACGUCAUCAGCCUGACGGAAGACGUGGAGGAGUUCCGGAACAAGCUAAAGGGAGAGCGGAUCUCAGGCAACCUGGACGCCCCCGAAGGAGGUUUCGAUGCCAUCCUGCAGACGGCCGUGUGCACUAGGCACAUCGGCUGGCGCCCCGACAGCACCCACUUGCUGGUAUUCUCUACCGAGUCGGCCUUCCACUACGAGGCGGAUGGCGCCAACGUGCUGGCUGGCAUCAUGAGGCGCAACGACGAGGAGUGCCACCUGGACACCACGGGCACCUACACCCAGUACGGGACACAGGACUACCCGUCCGUGCCCACCUUGGUGCGCCUGCUCGACCGGCACAACAUCAUCCCCAUCUUCGCAGUCACCAACUACUCCUAUAGUUACUACGAGAAGCUGUCCUCGUAUUUUCCCGUCUCUUCGCUGGGGGUGCUGCAGGAGGACUCUUCCAACAUCGUGGAACUGCUGCAGGAUGCCUUCAACCGCAUCCGCUCCAACCUGGACAUCCGGGCCCUGGAAAGCCCCCGAGGCCUGCGGACGGAGGUCACCUCCAGGAUGUUCCAGAAGACGAACACUGGGUCCUUUCUCAUCCGGCGGGGGGAAGUGGGCACAUACCAAGUGCAGCUGCGGGCUAUCGAGGACUUGGACGGGACUCACGUGUGCCAGUUGCCAGAAGCGGACCGGAAGGGCAACAUCCAUCUGAAGCCCUCCUUCUCCAAUGGCCUCAAGAUGGACGUGGACAUCGUCUGUGACGUGUGCUCCUGUGAGCUGCAAAAAGAGGAGCGGUCACCUCGCUGCAGCUUCAACGGGGACUUCAUGUGUGGACACUGUGUGUGCAGUGAGGGCUGGAGCGGCAAGACCUGUAACUGCUCCACUGGCUCCCUGAGCGACCUGGCGCCCUGCCAGCGGGAAGGUGAGGACAAGCUGUGCUCGGGGCAGGGCGAGUGCCAGUGCGGCCACUGCGUGUGCUAUGGUGACGGCCGCUAUGAGGGUCAAUUCUGUGAAUACGACAACUUCCAGUGCCCCCGUGCCUCCGGGUUCCUCUGCAACGACCGAGGACGCUGCUCCAUGGGCCAGUGUGUGUGUGAGCCUGGCUGGACAGGCUUGAGCUGUGACUGUCCUCUCAGCAAUGCCACCUGCAUCGACAGCAACGGGGGUAUCUGUAAUGGGCGUGGCUACUGCGAGUGUGGCCGCUGCCACUGCAACCAACAGUCGCUCUACACAGACACCAUCUGCGAAAUCAACUACUCAGCGAUCCGCCUGGGCCUCUGUGAGGACCUGCGCUCCUGUGUGCAGUGCCAGGCGUGGGGCACCGGUGAAAAGAAGGGGCACGUGUGUAAGGAGUGCAGCUUCAAGGUCAAGAUGGUGGAUGAGCUUAAGAAAGCGGAGGAGGUGGUGGAGUACUGCUCCUUCCGGGACGAGGAUGACGACUGUACGUACAGUUACACCGUGGAAGGUGAUGGCGGCCCCGGGCCCAACAGCACCGUCCUGGUGCAGAGGAGGAAGGACUGCCCCCCCGGCACCUUCUGGUGGCUCGUUCCCCUGCUCGUGUUCCUCCUGUUGCUCCUGGCACUGCUGCUCCUGCUCUGCUGGAAGUACUGUGCCUGCUGCAAGGCCUGCCUGGCCCUUCUCCCGUGCUGCAACCGAGGUCACAUGGUGGGCUUCAAGGAAGACCAUUACAUGCUGCGGGCGAACCUGAUGGCCUCAGAUCACCUGGACACGCCCCUGCUGCGCAGCGGGAACCUCAAGGGGCGCGACACGGUCCGCUGGAAGACCACAAACAACGUGCAGCGGCCUGGCUUUGCCUCGCAUGCUGCCGGCAUCAACCCCACGGAGCUGGCGCCCUACGGGCUGUCCCUGCGCCUUGCCCGCCUUUGCACCGAGAACCUACUGAAGCCUGGCACCCGAGAAUGUGACCAGCUGCGCCAGGAGGUGGAGGAGAACCUGCACGAGGUGUACAGGCACAUCACAGGCGCGCAGAAGCUCCAGCAGACCAAGUUCCGGCAGCAGCCCAAUGCCGGGAAAAAGCAGGACCACACCAUUGUGGACAUGGUGCUGAUGGCGCCCCGCUCGGCCAAGCAGGCCCUGCUGAAGCUGACGGAGAAGCAUGUGGAGCAGGGGGCCUUCCACGAGCUCAAGGUGGCCCCUGGCUACUACACCCUCACUGCAGACCAGGAUGCCCGGGGCAUGGUGGAGUUCCAGGAGGGUGUGGAGCUGGUGGACGUGCGGGUACCUCUCUUCAUCCGGCCUGAGGACGAUGACGAGAAGCAGCUGCUGGUGGAGGCCAUCGACGUGCCCGCGGGCACUGCCACCCUCGGCCGCCGCCUGGUCAACAUCACCAUCAUCAAGGAGCAAGCCAGCGGGAUCGUGUCCUUUGAGCAGCCCGAGUACUUGGUCAGCCGCGGGGAGCACGUGGCCCGCAUCCCCGUCAUCCGGCGUAUCCUGGACAAUGGCAAGUCUCAGGUCUCCUACUGCACGGAGGACAACACAGCGCAGGGCAACCGGGACUACAUCCCCACAGAAGGCGAACUGCUAUUCCAACCUGGGGAGACCUGGAAGGAGCUGCAGGUGAAGCUCCUGGAGCUGCAGGAGAUGGACUCCCUCCUGCGGGGCUGCCAGACCCGCCGCUUCUACAUCCAACUCAGCAACCCCAAGUUUGGGGCUCGCCUGGGCCAGCCCCAGUCUGCCACUGUUAUCAUUGGGGACCAAGAUGAACUGGACGGGACCUUAAUGGGCCAGACCCUAUCAUCACCCCUACUCCCCCGGGGUGACCUGGGUGCCCCACAGAACCCCAAUGCCAAGGCCACCGGGUCCCGGAAGAUCCACUUCAACUGGCUGCCCCCUCCUGGCAAGCCAACAGGGUACCGGGUGAAGUAUUGGAUCCAGGGUGACUCUGAGUCCGAAGCCCACCUCCUCGACAGCAAGAUGCCCUCGGUGGAGCUCACCAACCUGUACCCGUACUGCGACUACGAGAUGAAGGUGUGCGCCUACGGGGCGCAGGGCGAGGGCCCCUACAGCUCCCUGGUGUCCUGUCGCACUCACCCGGAAGCUCCCAGCGAGCCGGGGCGUCUGGCCUUCAAUGUCGUCUCCUCCACCGUGACCCAGCUGAGCUGGGCUGAGCCGGCCGAGACCAAUGGCGAGAUCACAGCCUAUGAGGUCUGCUAUGGCCUGGUCAACGAGGACAGCCGACCCAUCGGGCCCAUGAAGAAGGUGCUGGUGGACAGCCCCAAGAAGCGGACGCUGCUCAUCGAGAACCUGCGGGAGUCCCAGCCGUACCGCUACACGGUCAAGGCUCGCAACGGCGCAGGCUGGGGGCCUGAGCGGGAGGCCAUCAUCAACCUGGCCACCCAGCCCAAGCGGCCCAUGUCCAUCCCCAUCAUCCCGGACAUCCCCAUCGUGGACGCCCAGAGUGGGGAAGACUACGAAAGCUUCCUCAUGUACAGCGACGACGUGCUCCGCUCCCCGACGGGCAGCCAGAGGCCGAGCGUCUCUGAGGACACUGAGCACCUGGUGAACGGGCGGAUGGACUUUGCCUUCCCGGGCAGUGCCAACUCCCUGCACAGGAUGGCUGUGAGCAACGCCGCCUACAGCACCCACCUGAGCCCACACCUGCCCCACCGCGUGCUGAGCACGUCCUCCACCCUCUCGCGGGACUACCACUCGCUGACCCGCCCGGAACACUCGCACUCGUCCACGCUGCCCAGGGACUACUCAACCCUCACCUCCCUCUCCUCCCAGAGCCUCCCUCCCAUCUGGGAACACGGGAGGAGCAGGCUUCCGCUGUCCUGGGCCCUGGGGUCCUGGAGUCGGGCUCAGAUGAAGGGGGUCCCCCACUCCGGGGACUCAAGAGACUCUAUAAUCCUGGCUGGGCAGCCAGCAGCACCCUCUUGGGGCCCAGGCUCCCGCUUGGCUGCAGGUGUGCCCAACACACCCACCCGCCUGGUGUUCUCAGCCCUGGGACCCACGUCUCUGAAAGUAAGCUGGCAGGAGCCGCAGUGUGAGCGGGCGCUGCAGGGCUACAGCGUGGAGUACCAGCUGCUGAAUGGCGGUGACCUGCAUCAGCUUAACAUCCCCAACCCCAGCCAGACUUCGGUGGUGCUGGAAGACCUCCUGCCCAACCACUCCUACGUGUUCCGCGUGCGGGCCCAGAGCCAGGAAGGCUGGGGCCCAGAGCGCGAGGGUGUCAUCACUAUCGAGUCACAGGUGCACCCACAGAGCCCGCUCUGCCCCCUACCGGGCUCUGCCUUCACUUUGAGCACGCCCAGCGCCCCGGGCCCACUGGUGUUCACCGCCCUGAGCCCAGACUCUCUGCAGUUGAGCUGGGAGCGGCCGCGCAGGCCUGACGGCGACAUCCUCGGCUACCUGGUGACUUGUGAGAUGGCCCAUGGAGGAGAGCCAGCCACCACGUUCCUGGUGGAUGGCGACAGCCCCGAGAGCCGGCUGACGGUGCCAGGCCUCAGCGAGAACGUGCCCUACAAGUUCAAGGUGCAGGCCAAGACCACCCAAGGUUUCGGGCCGGAGCGUGAAGGCAUCAUCACCAUCGAGUCCCAGGCUGGAGGCCCCUUCCCACAGCUGGGCAGCCACUCGGGGCUCUUCCAGUACCCAAUGCCACGAGAGUACAGCAUCACCACCACCCACUCCAGCACCACUGAGCCCGUCCUACUGGACGGAUUGACCCUGGGGUCCCAGCACUUGGAAGCCCAUGGCUCCCUCACCCGGCACGUGACACAGGAGUUUGUGAGCCGGACACUGGCCACCAGUGGAACCCUCGGCACCCACGUGGACCAACAGUUCUUUCAGACCUGAGCCCCCGACCCCCACCUCCUCUCCCUGGCGCUGCCUCAGCUACUCCAUCCCUGGACCCCUGGCGACCAGCCCACUCGCAUGCUGAUCGCAGGGCCGGUGCCUCUGGCCACAGAGCAGGGGGUAGGUGUCCUCUGGGAGGCACGAAGUGGUCCCGGAAGGCCCUUCGGCUGCCCUCCUACCCUGGGCCCAAGCCCAUUUGUAACCAAAGAGCUAGGACCAGCAUGACAAGGUCCCAGCUUUGUUCUGCACUUAAUAAAAGAUUUUG
Molecule: messenger RNA, 6194 nt
Organism: Globicephala melas (long-finned pilot whale)
Lineage: Eukaryota; Metazoa; Chordata; Mammalia; Artiodactyla; Delphinidae
Gene: ITGB4
Product: integrin subunit beta 4
Biological process (GO): cell-matrix adhesion; integrin-mediated signaling pathway; cell communication
Cellular component (GO): integrin complex; membrane; focal adhesion
Molecular function (GO): integrin binding
Source: RefSeq, a predicted model, not a curated record